GAACACUUUUUUCGUGGCGAGGAGUAUAGAUGCCACGUGGCCACUCCAGCGGUGUGGCACGCGAUUUGGUCAARGGAUAUGUCCAAGUGUCCUGCACAUUUGGCUUCUGCCGUGCACGCCUUGCAGAGUUUCCCUCUAGGUCAUCCCUCUUUUCAAUGGUCACCUCUUCGUUUUCCCGAUGACGUCGUUCCGCCGCCCCCGUCGACCGCUGCCCCCUCGCAAGUGGCGCCAUCUUCACGUGCACCACUUGCUCCCCUCCCCCCUCGUCCGCUUCGUCAGACGAUUCCCGCAUCCGUUGAUGGCAGACCAUCUGUGGCAACGCAGCCUGAUGCGCAAGGCACCGUGCCAGUUUCAGGUGUCGGGGAACCUGUGCCGUUCGACGAGCAAGGCACUCAUGCUUUCGUCGAGGGCGGUGGGUGGGGGAAGGACGCUGGCACAUCAUCAGACCUCGCCCCGUUGUUCACUGGCAACAGGGACAAGGUCCCAAGAGUUCGACGCGCAGACACACGUCCGGCCGUGGCAGGAGCACUCGCAACAGGACAUCAAUUCGCUGCGUAUCCAUGGUUGCCUCCCCCUCCUUCGCAAACACGACGGCCUACACCAGACUUGACUUCGGCACCUGUUAGCGAGGCCGCUGCUACGGCCACAGAGGGUGCGGGAAACGUCCAGCUCAACGAGCCCGUCCAGGUUUCGGAUUCGUCACCCACUCCUGUGCCCGUGAACGGCCCGACCUCGCAGCACGGUGUUUUUGGGACACUGGAUCCUUUACAGAAUCUGUGCAACAUUGCAGCUCCGAGUCCAGGCCCCACCGCAUCACCUGCGGCCGGGGGCGGGGUGUGGGAUUCGCUAGGUAUGGGCGCUGGUGCACGAAUGAGGGGCACUUACAGGCAGCAGGCGGUGACCUCGUAUUACAACGACCCGCUGGAGCACGCAUGGCACCUGCAGAUCAUGCGAUUCAUUGUCGAGAGCGGCAUACCGUUCAACUGUGUGAAGCUUGAGAGCUUCAAACGCAUGUUGACGUUGAUCAUCCCGCCUGGGGCGCGUUUGGUCACAAAGUUUUUCAAGCGUCAUAGCCACGCUCGCGAAGUUUUGCAAGCUUUCACGACGAAGGCUCUGCUGCUUCCCGCCGAGACUCGCUUCGGUACGCAUGUGAUUAUGAUGCGACGACUUCUUUUGCUGCAAUCGCAUCUUAUGCAAGUGGUCGUUGAUGAUCGAUGGAAGGACAUUGUUUGGUCAACGAAGAAGAUUCGAGACGACGCCGCGGAGGUCACAGCAUGUGUCGGUUGUCCUCAAUGGUGGGAGGAUAUGAGAGCGCUGUGCAAGUUGUUGGAUCCCAUCAUGGACAUGCUGCAGAUGGUGGACAGUGACACGAGGCAGAUUGGCAAGAUUCUGCGUCGGUACGAUGAGAUGAUCGCGCAUUGUUUGUCUGCAUAUGCCGCUUUGGAGAAGGACGAGCAGGAAGCGCUGCUUGAAGUGUUUGACAGACGCCGCACCAUGUUCAAGUCGCCUGCUCAUGUUGCUGCCAUGAUGUUGGACCCCGAGUUUCGAGACCGCACGAUGCCAGAUGACGAGGAGAUGCAGCACGGUUUGAAACUCGCUCUGAUUCAGUUUGGGUACCCGGAACAUUCGGAUCAGCACACCGAGGUCCUCACUGCCAUUGACAAGUUCCAUUCCAGGGAGCCGCCGUUCGAUGACGUGGCCAUGGACCGGGCGGCGAGGAGCUAUACCCAUCYWGCCUGUUUCUGGGAGUCGAAGGAGAAGAGGUUCCCGCACACGGCCUUYUUCGCUGGCAGGAUACUGCGUGUGUGGGCGACUGCGUCGCCUUGUGAGAGAGCUUGGUCCCGUUGGAGUUUCAUCCACUCCAAAUCUCGUAACAGAUURGAGGUGGCGCGGGCCGAGAAGCUCGUGCRAUGCCAUUGGAACCUUCGGCUCCUCGACAGGCAGGCUAUGUCGGACGAUGCUCCCAGUGACAGGCCACAUCCGUAUGGGAGCUGGGUGCACUACUGGCAGCAGGUGGAGGAGGAGGUGCCCACCGACCAGCAGCUUGUGGCAGACCGAGGAGCCCGUGUGACGGUCACGAAGGAGGAGUUGACGCAGGCGAGAGAGAGGAUGCGCGUCGUGUCCCGCAUGGGGGCCACUCGUCGCUUGCGGGAGUCUGACAGGAGGAGGUGUCGUGGCGGCGGUCGCGGAGGUGGUCGUCGGGGCAAUCGCGGGCGAGGCGAGCGUGGAGGUCCUGGCGGGAGGCGUAGUGUCGCGAGUCGUGGAAGGGCAGUGGACGAGCUAGUACGCAAGCCUCGACAGCGACGGGAUGAGGGAGACUUUUUGUACGAGAGCUCGUCCAGCGAUGACGAGGAUUUCUUCGGGACUGGCAGGCCUGCACAGGAUGGCGACAGCGAUUUCGACGACCGUCACCCGAACGUGGGCGACGACGAUGGCGCCAGUGGCGAUGAUCACAGUGACGGAGGAGAUAGGCCACGACCUGCACAUGGUGACACGAUGUGCCCCGACGGGGCAGGGGGCGAGCACCGCACAGCAGUAGAUGACGCUCGAGAUGGAGUGCAUGAUGAUGUUUCACGACCUGUCUUGGGCAGUGACCUGAGGCGCUUGAAACGCGGACCAAGGGAAAAAGACACUAUCGCUUCACGUGUGCGCAAACAUCAUGGUGGGGUUGCUAGCAUUCCACUAUCACGAGUCCCCGCAACUGGGCAGAUUCCAGUUUCUGAGGACUCUUUCAGCGAUCACGGCGGUGAGGAGCGGAUCGAGCUGCAUGGCGGGAGCGGUCAUCCACGAGGUGACACUUCGAGUAUGCACGUGACAACUCCGAUGGGGCCUUCCGCAGCAGUCCCAGAAUCGCAACAGGGUCCAGCACCGUUGAUGCGUCAUCCCGAGRUUCAGGGAGAGAUCAGUCCUCUCCCGGCAGUGGGGGACGAGGGUUCUGUCGAUGCACUGCAUCCACUCACGUCUGCCGGAGCGGCAGUCUCAGUUGCAGCGACCUCGGAWGUGGGACAACCACUGGCAGCGACGGAGCAAGAAAGUAUGCUCCCACCUCGCAGUGUUCAACCGCGGCCACCGCCUGCAUUGAUGGAGGGGAGUCAGGGGACCGUUGUUGUGUGUCAAGGCGACGAUCUCCCGGAACGUGAUAUCUCACACACUCCCGCAGUUGAGCAGAGCGCCACAGACCAUGUCGACCUCGCAUGCCCCACCGGCAGUCUUCUGGGUACCGGCGAGUUACUGACCAUGGACUCUGCGCUCGUUUCUCUACCAGACUUGUCGACGUUGAUAUCCCCAGGUCUACCCCAUGUGUCACCGCCCAAGCCACAACAGCCUGUUGUCAUSGAGCGUGGAUCGGACGGGUUUGACGUGGUAGGAGGCGAUAUCGCCGAUAUGAUUACGAGCCCAAUGGUGUCUGCCACGCCCACAAUUUUUCGUGUUGGCAAACUACGUGAGGUGGCCCUUGGUUUGGCGGAGACGGCGACGCGACACCGCCGCGACGGUCAGCGCAGCAUCGCACAACGCAGUCUUUCUCAUUCGUUUGACGGCGCAGAGGAAGGGUCUCCUGGUGGGCCAGUUGACACACUCGAAAGAGAAGCAAGACCCCCAAGUCCGCCGUCAAACUCAGAGCAUCAUCCGAUUGUCGCGGCUGUCGGCGCAGAUGCGGGCGUCCCCGUCACAAACAGUGGCGCAGACGCGACAGAACAGCUUGUGGUUGGGUCAUCGGUGACAGCACGGCGCGACAGAGCCACUGUUUUGCCGACAGUGGCAUUYUAUGCCAGCGGGAAGAGUACUGGGGGGAUGGAUGAGCAGGGAGUCCGGAAUGUUGGCAGGCCAUCAACACCGUCUAUGGGGAAACGAUCCAUUGGGAGUGUGGAUGGUGCUCGGCACACCGCCAUGGCAGAGUUUGAGGACCGACACGGGAGUGCUUUGCCGACGAAGACGUCUGAUGUCCAUGCUACGAGAGCCGCAAAGGCGAGUCUUUCUCGGGCAAGGAAGAAGGCCUCGGCAAGGAAGGCGUCACGUUCAUCCUCACAUAUGCGUUCCCGAGAGAGAGGAUCGGGCGUUGUGCAUCUCAAGGACGGAGAGAUUGCACCUGACGGCGACGCAUUGGAUGUUGGAGGGAGGGAUGCAACGACGGCGGAUAUCGUCAGCAGGGAGGGUAAAGGGAAUGCAGUGGCAGGUCAGAAGAGACGCGGCAGUGUACUUAUCGUCCACGACGACAACACAGAUGUCGCCCCGGGAGAGACCACAGGCACUGAUGAUGCAGGGGACUCCGAUUACGUACCCAAACCACGGGCGGUAGAUGGAGAUGAUGGAGGAGGGCGACGAGUGAGACCGAGGACACGACUCGGGCCUCAAGGGCAGCGAGCACAGGGCACACCAUCGGCGAUGAUUCCUGGCCCCAUAGAUCGGCGAGCUCAGGCGCAGCGGUUGCUGCGCAAAAUGGAGGUCACUCUUCAACAGACGCACGGUCUCACAAAGGGGUGGGACGAGAAGGCGAUGUGGAGCAUGUUUCCACUGUUUGUCUGCGAAGAGUUGAGUGAGGAGGUGUAUACCCUUAUGAUAAAGUCGCGGACCUGGGAUGAGCUGGGAAGUUCUCUGAAGUUGAGAUUCCCAGAGGAUGGAGCGGAAGGCCAAUUUGGUGAAGGCCUUGAGCAACCAGCUGGGGUUACGUCAACACAAGGAGAGUUGAGUGGUAUACAGAGGCAAGUUGGGAUGUUAGAAGAGAGGUUGACGCGAUUGGAAGAAGCCAGGCGUGGCAAGAUGAAGGCCUCUGAAGGAGCAUCGAGUGGGCCGGCUGGGCAGGAUGAGGCAGAGGCAAGGGAAGAUCAUCAGAAGUUACUCCACAAGGGAGCCUCGAAGGGGCGAGCCUGCGCCCCGGAAAGAGGCGAAGGCGAGGGGUUCAUUGAGAUAAAGGAGGAGUGGGAAUCUAGUAUGGCCUUGCGUGUCAUUGCGCCUGAUCCGAAGAGAGGGCUCAUUAACGUGGAAGCAUCCUCAGCUGCGAGUCGGAAGGAGCAAAGGAAUAAGGGGUGGCAAGCACUGAGCGAAAGUAGUGUGUAAUCAUUGUGGGAGAGUUGGCCAUGCCCCUCAG
This is a messenger RNA of Chara braunii, 5086 nucleotides long. NCBI's taxonomy places the organism in Eukaryota, Viridiplantae, Streptophyta, Charophyceae, Charales, Characeae. The record is from the annotation of a GenBank genome assembly.